This is a messenger RNA of Amorphotheca resinae ATCC 22711, 898 nucleotides long. RefSeq lists its product as hypothetical. NCBI's taxonomy places the organism in Eukaryota, Fungi, Ascomycota, Leotiomycetes, Helotiales, Amorphothecaceae. The record is from RefSeq and is a predicted model, not a curated record. The coding region runs from base 198 to 644 and encodes 148 amino acids. The transcript has a single exon. Gene Ontology annotation, molecular function: fatty acyl-CoA hydrolase activity.
CCACGACAUUGUUCUGCUUGUUUUGCCCUGCGUAGGUAUACCCAUACCACACAGUCGCAUACGACACCAGUGAUCGGGGCCGUACCGCGAUCUGCUACGGCUCAGAUCAGGCAGUAUCAUACCGUUGGCUUUCCGCGGCGGCUGCCGGUCGUCCUUUCUUGCGAGACUCUGCGCUUUUCUUCCCAAGGGCCAACAACAUGGCUUCUUCAACCCCGUUGGAGCAUGUUCGGAACGUUUGGGAGAAGAUGCAAGGGAACAGUCCGAUAUAUGACUUCCUACUCUCCGAUGCUAUAAUAGUCUCUGCAACCAAAGGCACCGUCAAAGCUCGCCUGACGCUCUCUAAAAAUCAUGUCAAUUCCAGAGGGACGAUCCACGGAGCUGUCAGUGCGACGAUAACUGACUGGAGUGGCGGUUUAGCAAUUGCUACUCAUGGACUUGAGAAGACAGGUGCGAGCAUUGACAUACAUGUCACGUACAUCGGCACUGCGCAGGUCGGGGACACCAUCGAGAUUGAAGCUACUGCCAACAAGGUCGGACGCUCUGUUGCUUUUACGACCAUCCGGAUAUACAAGCUUGUUGAUGGGAACCCCGGAUCAAUGGUUGCAACAGCUUCACAUACGAAGUACAUCCGAGAAGCUAAGUGAUAGACAACUUGAACGGGAACUACCUUAGUUUUGGAGCCGCAGUGUUUUUCUGGGCCUAUUUUUGUUAACGCUAUCUUCUUUGAGUCCAGCAUGAUAUUCACGCACUAUGAAUGCUUGGACUCACUCGGAUGGCGGAGAGAAGAUUGUCCUCUACGUUCAGCUUUAGAUACCUCCUGGUAGAUCAUCAUCUCUCGUUGGUAAUUGUGGAAGGACUACAUUAGAGAUUAAGAAUUUAGAAGAGUAUUUGAACAGCC